AUGAGUGUCCGUAAAGAGGUUCUUGGACUCUAUAGGCGGAUUCUCCGUUUAUCCAGAACCUGGCAGUCAGCUUCAGGGCAGGCUAAUGACACAAGAACAGAAAAACGAUACAUAACGGAGGAAGCAAAGAUGCUGUUCAGGAAAAAUCAAAAUAUUACAGAUGAGAAUGAAAUAAGAGAGCACAUCAAAGAGGCUCAUACACGGAUAGAACUGGCCUUGCAUUACAAGACACCAUAUCCUAGGCAUGUCAAUAUCCCACAGAACGUUCUGGCACCAUUAAGCUCCAAAGUGCAGAAAGCCCAAAAGAGAAAGAUAAAAGAAUCCAUACCCGUUUACUGGAAAUCAUAUGAUGACAAGUGAAAUGUACUCUGACUGUGACAAAUACUUGUACUCUUAAAUAGAUCUUAGGCAACCAAGUGGUUGUUUUUUUUAACUUGAAUUGUAAAAUAAACACAAGCAAUGUA
Messenger RNA from Ostrea edulis (European flat oyster), 464 nucleotides. Its product is annotated as LYR motif-containing protein 1-like. The record is from RefSeq and is a predicted model, not a curated record. The coding region runs from base 1 to 360 and encodes 119 amino acids. The transcript has 4 exons. Gene Ontology annotation, cellular component: mitochondrion. Lineage: Eukaryota; Metazoa; Mollusca; Bivalvia; Ostreida; Ostreidae.